GCUCUCUCCGGAGCUUCGCGGGGCCUUUUUUAUUUUUUCCUUUAUUUUCUUUUCCUUUGGGGGUGAUGAUCUUUGCCCACCGCCUAAAGAAUGGACCGUAGCAAGGUGACUCCUCCCGGUGCAUCGCCUACAUCGCCAGAUAAUGACACAAGAAGGGGCGAGUGAAGCCAGAAUGUGACAACACUUGUCAGGAGGCUUCAGAGCGCUGACAGCUCGCGGUGCGCCCGUGCAGCGGCACCGACACGGACGAGGAAACCCCGAGGAUCGCGGCCUGCUGUCCGGAUGACACCAGCCGCAGCCGGCCGCGCCGCCCGUCACAGCUAGCAUCGGCUAAGCUAAACUGAUGUCUUCCCCGAAUUUGAACUAUUUGUAAAUGGAUAACUCAGUUCAGACAACUUUCUCCGACGUGCGUGGGAGAGGGAGCCGGUAAGGGGUUUUCUGUCGCCGGAUGGACGGAGGACGUCUCUAGGGCUGCGAGCGGCGGUAGUCCAAACUGCUGAAGGUUCUUCAGGCAUGAUGGAAGGACUUCAUAGCCAGGCUCUUAGCCUGGAUCCACGCAGGCAGGAACUGCUCGAGGCUCGCUUCACUGGAGUCGGUGUGGCCAAGGGUUCAGCCAACAGCGAAUCAUCGAACCAGUCUCUGUGCAGCGCCGGAUCGCUCAGUGACAAGGAGCUCGAGACGCCGGAGAAGAGGGCCACUGACAGAAGCAGGAAGAGAAAAGCAGACACCUUUGACAACAACAGCCAAGGGAAGGGAAGAGGACAAAAAAUCAGCGACUAUUUCGAGUUUGCUGGCAGCAGCGGCUCCGGCACCAGUCCGGCCCGGGGCAUCCCGCUGCUGGUGCGCUCCUCUCCUCAGCACUCACUGUCUAACCUUCUGUUUCAGCACGGCAGUCCUUCGUCCACCAGCUCGGCCCACACAGACUCCUCAUCCUGCAGCUCCGUUAAAGCGGCCCCCGCACACUCCUGCUCACACAAAGCCAUCCAGUCGGAACUGACGCUGCUGAAACUGAAAGCUCUGGAGAAAGACAAGAACUCCGACCUGGAGAAGAAGGAGGGGAGGAUAGAUGACCUGCUGAGGGCCAACUGUGACUUGAGGCGACAGGUGGACGAGCAGCAGAAGAUGCUGGAGCGCUACAAGGAACGGCUGAACAAAUGUGUGACCAUGAGCAAGAAGCUGCUCAUUGAGAAGUCCAAACAGGAGAAGAUGGCUUGCAGGGACAAGAGCAUGCAGGACCGCCUCCGAUUGGGCCACUUCACCACCGUUCGUCACGGAGCGUCCUUCACCGAGCAGUGGACGGACGGAUACGCCUUCCAGAACCUCAUCAAGCAACAGGAGCGGAUCAACUCGCAGCGGGAAGACAUUGAAAGGCAGAGGAAGCUGCUUGGGAAGAGGAAGCCCCCCUCCAUGGCCCAGACGCCCCCACCCAACCUGGAACAGAACAGGCGGAAGAGCAGGAGCAACGGCCAGGAGAGUGAAACGUUGUCACUGGCAGAAUAUCAUGAGCAGGAGGAAAUUUUCAAACUUCGAAUUGGUCAUCUAAAAAAGGAAGAAGCAGAGAUCCAGUCGGAGCUGGAGCACCUGGAGCGGGUGAGGAACCUGCACAUCAGAGAGCUGAAGAGGAUCCACAAUGAGGACAACUCGCAAUUCAAAGACCACCCCACACUCAACGACAGAUACCUUCUAUUACAUUUGCUGGGAAGAGGGGGCUUCAGUGAAGUUUUCAAGGCUUUUGAUUUGACGGAGCAGAGGUAUGUGGCCAUCAAGAUCCAUCAACUCAACAAGAACUGGAGGGAGGAGAAGAAAGAAAACUACCACAAACACGCCUGUAGAGAGUACAGAAUCCACAAAGAACUUGACCAUCCCAGAAUAGUCAAACUCUACGACUAUUUCUCGCUCGACACAGACUCGUUCUGCACGGUGUUGGAGUACUGCGAAGGCAACGACCUGGACUUUUACUUGAAGCAGAACAAGCUGAUGACGGAGAAGGAGGGCCGCUCCAUCGUGAUGCAGCUGGUCAACGCCCUCAAGUACCUCAACCAGAUCCGGCCGCCCAUCAUCCACUACGACCUCAAGCCCGGAAACAUCCUGCUGGUUAACGGCACCGCCUGCGGGGAGAUAAAGAUCACCGACUUCGGCCUGUCCAAGAUUAUGGACGACGACAGCUACAGCUCCGCAGACGGCAUGGAGCUGACCUCGCAGGGAGCCGGGACCUACUGGUACCUCCCGCCCGAGUGCUUCGUCGUGGGCAAAGAACCGCCCAAAAUAUCCAACAAGGUGGACGUCUGGUCCGUCGGGGUCAUCUUCUAUCAGAGCUUAUACGGACGCAAGCCGUUCGGUCACAAUCAGUCCCAGCAGGACAUCCUACAGGAGAACACCAUCCUGAAAGCUACUGAAGUGCAGUUUCCCCCCAAACCUGUGGUCACCACAGAAGCAAAGGCCUUCAUUCGACGUUGCCUGGCUUACCACAAGGAGGACCGAGUGGACGUGCAGCAGCUGGCCAGCGACCCCUUCCUCAUGCCCCACAUCCGGAAAGCCCUGGGCGGCGCCACGCCGCUGGCCCCGCCCCUCCCCUCCACCUCCAGCUGCUUCAACAGCAGUGCCUCCAACUGAAGCAAGCCGAAAGACGCGGAACCGAAGCCACGUGGAGAGUCUUCUGCACGCUUGACGAAGCUCCGAUCCCGUCGCUCUCACGGUUUUUCUGAAAGCAGAGAGCAUGAUGGGAAGGAGGGAGCUCAUCAAGCGUGAACGGAACCAAAACGCUGGACGACGCGGCGCCGCCGCCGCCGUCGUCGUCCAGGUAGAGGAAAGGAAGGGCCGGCCGCCGGCCGUGGGCUCAUAGAACCCAAAGAUUCGCCCGUAUGCAUGCACUAACACCGACUCCGGCUCAUUUCAAGGAGCUUUUU
Molecule: messenger RNA, 2906 nt
Organism: Salarias fasciatus (jewelled blenny)
Lineage: Eukaryota; Metazoa; Chordata; Actinopteri; Blenniiformes; Blenniidae
Product: serine/threonine-protein kinase tousled-like 2
Exons: 21
Coding region: 514-2613 (699 amino acids)
Biological process (GO): chromosome segregation; intracellular signal transduction; peptidyl-serine phosphorylation
Cellular component (GO): nucleus; perinuclear region of cytoplasm
Molecular function (GO): ATP binding; protein serine/threonine kinase activity
Source: RefSeq, a predicted model, not a curated record